Molecule: messenger RNA, 1289 nt
Organism: Paramisgurnus dabryanus
Lineage: Eukaryota; Metazoa; Chordata; Actinopteri; Cypriniformes; Cobitidae
Gene: tpm4a
Product: tropomyosin 4a
Source: RefSeq, a predicted model, not a curated record
AGUGACUUUGGUCGGGUUAUGUAGAGCGGUCCAACAUCGCUGGCAGCUAUUGGUUUCAGGCAACAUCAGCUUCAUUGUUCUGCUCUCCUACAUCUCCAGCUUCGCCUCCCAUCCAUCCAUCCCUCUCACUCUGCUUUCAGCCCAAGGACCGAGAACCUAGUUUGUUUGUAGUCUCCUUAAAUUUCAGAUUUGACCUAGACCUGCAAACAUGGAGGCCAUCAAGAAGAAGAUGCAGAUGCUGAAGCUGGACAAGGAGAACGCCAUCGACCGGGCGGAGCACGCCGAGACGGAGCAGAAAGCGGCGGAGGAAAAAUGCAAGCAGCUGGAGGAUGAGCUGAUGAGCCUUCAGAAGAAACUCAAACAGACCGAAGAUGAACUGGACAAAUACUCCGAGGCCCUGAAAGACGCUCAGGAGAAACUGGAAAUGUCUGAGAAAAAAGCCGCUGACGCUGAGGGUGAUGUGGCGGCCCUGAACCGCAGGAUUCAGCUGGUGGAGGAGGAACUGGACCGGGCACAGGAGAGGCUGGGUACCGCACUUCAGAAACUGGAAGAGGCAGAGAAAGCAGCCGAUGAGAGCGAGAGAGGUAUAAAGGUCAUUGAGAACCGUGCCAUGAAGGACGAGGAGAGGAUGGAGAUCCAGGAGAUGCAGCUAAAAGAAGCCAAGCACAUUGCAGAGGAGGCUGACCGCAAAUACGAAGAGGUCGCCCGUAAACUGGUGAUCCUGGAGGGCGAGCUGGAACGAACCGAGGAGAGAGCCGAAGUCGCAGAAAUCAAAGCUAGCGAUUUGGAAGAGGAGUUAAAAAAUGUUACCAACAACCUUAAAUCUCUUGAGGCUCAGGCGGAAAAAUACUCAGAAAAAGAAGACAAAUACGAAGAGGAAAUCAAGGUUCUUAGUGAUAAGCUGAAGGAGGCCGAGACCCGUGCAGAGUUUGCGGAAAGAUCAGUGACCAAACUGGAAAAAUCCAUCGACGACCUGGAAGAUGAACUCUAUGCUCAGAAGCUGAAGUACAAAGCCAUCUCUGAGGAGCUGGACCAUGCUCUCAAUGAUAUGACCUCGUUGUAGAUGCAUCUCUGUCCUGUUCUUGCUUUCUUAAAUUUCAUGCCACCUAUCUGCCUUCAUUCCGUGUGCCUUGCUUAUGUCUCAAUAAAGCACUCUCAUUGUCUCAUUUCAGACUCUCAGUCUUCUGUUCUCUGAAUCUAGGUUCUUAAAUAAAGAUAUAAUACUGGAACCCCUAAGCAACAACUCUCAACGUAACCUGUAUUGGUUUAUUUUAAAUGUCAAAUAGUUU